This is a messenger RNA of Dipodomys spectabilis (banner-tailed kangaroo rat), 2364 nucleotides long. Its product is annotated as vitamin D 25-hydroxylase. The coding region runs from base 3 to 1508 and encodes 501 amino acids. The transcript is spliced from 6 exons. The record is from RefSeq and is a predicted model, not a curated record. Gene Ontology annotation, molecular function: oxidoreductase activity, acting on paired donors, with incorporation or reduction of molecular oxygen, reduced flavin or flavoprotein as one donor, and incorporation of one atom of oxygen; iron ion binding; heme binding. Gene Ontology annotation, cellular component: cytoplasm; intracellular membrane-bounded organelle. Gene Ontology annotation, biological process: xenobiotic metabolic process. Lineage: Eukaryota; Metazoa; Chordata; Mammalia; Rodentia; Heteromyidae.
CGAUGAGGAAGCUUUGGGAAGCUGAGGUGUUCGCUGCGGUGCUCGGGGGCGCGUUCUUCCUGCUGCUGUUAGCACUGGUGGUUCGCCAGCUACUGAAGCAGAGACGGCCAGCGGGCUUCCCCCCGGGUCCCCGGGGGCUGCCAUGUAUCGGCAACAUCUACUCUCUGGCCACCUCAGCUGACCUUCCUCACGUGUACAUGCGGAAGCAGAGCCAGGUGUACGGCGAGAUUUUCAGUUUAGAUCUUGGAGGCAUAUUAACUGUGGUUCUCAAUGGCUAUGAUGUAAUAAAGGAAUGCCUUGUUCAUCAAAGUGAAAUUUUUGCAGAUAGACCAUGCCUUCCUCUCUUCAUAAAAAUGACAAAAAUGGGAGGCUUACUCAACUCCAGAUAUGGCAGAGGAUGGAUUGAUCACAGAAGAUUAGCUGUAAACAGCUUUCGCUACUUUGGAUAUGGUCAAAAGUCUUUUGAAUCUAAGAUCUUAGAAGAAACUCAGUUUUUUACUGAUGCUAUUGAAACUUACAAAGGCAGACCUUUUGACUUUAAACAAUUAAUAACAAAUGCUGUUUCAAAUAUAACUAAUCUUAUCCUUUUCGGAGAACGAUUUACUUAUGAAGACACUGAUUUUCAGCACAUGAUUGAGUUAUUUAGUGAAAAUGUAGAACUAGCUGCCAGUGCCUCAGUCUUCCUGUAUAAUGCCUUUCCAUGGAUUGGCAUCUUACCUUUUGGGAAACAUCAACAACUAUUUAGAAAUGCAGAUGUGGUUUAUGAUUUUCUCUCCAGACUUAUUGAAAAAGCGUCAGCCAACAGAAAGCCUCAUUCACCUCAGCAUUUUAUUGAUGCUUAUUUAGAUGAAAUGGAUCAGGGCAAAAGUGAUCCAUUAUCUACUUUCUCCAAAGAAAAUCUAAUUUUCUCAGUCGGUGAACUGAUCAUUGCUGGAACUGAAACAACAACCAAUGUGCUACGCUGGGCAAUGCUUUUCAUGGCCCUUUAUCCAAACAUUCAAGGACAAGUUUGGAAAGAGAUUGAUUUAAUUAUAGGCCCAAAUAGGAAGCCUUCUUGGGAUGACAAACGCAAAAUGCCUUAUACUGAAGCAGUUUUACAUGAAGUUUUAAGAUUCUGUAACAUAGUUCCAUUAGGGAUUUUCCAUGCAACCUCUGAAGAUGCAGUUGUACGUGGUUAUUCCAUUCCAAAAGGCACAACCAUAAUUACAAAUCUUUAUUCUGUACACUUCGACGAAAAGUACUGGAGAAACCCAGAAAUGUUCUAUCCUGAGCGAUUUUUGGACAGCAAUGGAUAUUUUUCCAAGAAGGAUGCUUUGGUACCUUUUUCCCUGGGGAGAAGACAUUGUCUUGGAGAACAGCUUGCUUGGAUGGAAAUGUUCUUGUUUUUUACAACAUUGCUUCAGAGGUUUCAUUUGCAUUUUUCACAUGACCUAGUUCCAAAUCUGAAGCCCAGAUUAGGUAUGACAUUGCAGCCUCAGCCCUACCUUAUCUGUGCCAAAAGACGUUGAAAGUACCUAAUCAGUGUAGUAUCUAGAAGAAAGCCACAGUAUCAUAAAGUAAACACAGAUGUGUUAUUAAAAACAGUACUAGAGUAAUAAUAGGCAUUAGUUAUUUUACUUCUAAGGUAGAAUUCUUUGUUGAGUAACAGAUACAAAUUGCAGGUGUUUAAUAAGAUGCUACGAACCAAAAAACAUGGAUGCCCUACUGCUUGUUCAGUACAAAGUUCCUGUCAUCCCUUCCUUACUCUGUUUGUCUUAUGCCUUAGGAAGCUUUGCUUCCAAGUGCUAACUCCUCUCUGAUCAUCUACUGUCAUUAAUAGACUGUAGUACUUGUCCAGCUUAGUAGAAGUUUAAUGGAGAAAUUAAAUUCCAAAUAAAUGAGGAGUUUGUACUACAGAGGCAUUUUAGAUACAAUAGUAGAUAAUAGUAGAAAUACUUACCUAAUGUAGAGCAUGCCAGUCUUCUUCCCUAUAUCUUCAUAAGAUCUACGUCGUUCUUCCUAAAAAUUGAGGAUUGCUGGGGUUCCUAAACAUCCAUCCUAUAGCCAUUGUCUAUUGAAAGUUGCAGUAAACUGUCAUGGGAUUAUUGAUUCUUUGUAGGAACAGCCAUUUAUCCUGCUUCACUUCUUUAUAAAAGCAGUUGUAUGACUUAAAAAUAGAAACAUUUAAUCUUUUAGAGAUUUCUACACAUUUCAAUGGAUUGUUGCAGUUUGAAAGAUAAAAUAUUCCCAUCCAAAAACAUGAUUUAGAGACAAGUUAACUGUAAAUUAGGGUACUUGAGAAUGAUGUAACAUUGUUAUUAAUAAUUAUGAAAAGACAAAAAUGGUAAAUUGUGAUUUCCCUGAAUAAACUGGAAUGCAUAUUCA